Molecule: messenger RNA, 2253 nt
Organism: Paramacrobiotus metropolitanus
Lineage: Eukaryota; Metazoa; Tardigrada; Eutardigrada; Parachela; Macrobiotidae
Product: chitin deacetylase 8-like
Biological process (GO): carbohydrate metabolic process
Cellular component (GO): extracellular region
Molecular function (GO): chitin binding; hydrolase activity, acting on carbon-nitrogen (but not peptide) bonds
Source: RefSeq, a predicted model, not a curated record
GCUAUUCAAAAAUUAUGAAACCGAAUUUCGCAUAUAUGUGCUCGUAUUACGAAUAAUCUUAUUACGACGCAAGACUUACGAUUUCGAUGUCCAUGCGAUAACAUUCCGGCGUUGAUUGCGUUUUGUGCUACAAUCUGCACGGACAAGUUUUUCUGUACAUUUCACAUCCAAGUGUUCGCGUUUAUACAGAGUUUUUCUUUUAAAGUGCCGGAAAAAGACAAGGUAGUAAUUUUUGUCAGAUGUAACCAGAAAUGGUCUGUUGUUUUGACCCUGCUUGACUAAUGAACCGAUAAUCAGCGCCACUGCAACGGAUAUGACAUAGGCGCUAUUCGAACGAUUAAUUCUUCUUACAGUAAUUAUUUCCAUUUUAAUUACUGUCAUUUGUCGCGUGCACGAGCUCCACCUUAUAGUCAGCUGCUGCAGGAGUAUUUUGCCGCUUGAAUCAUGUGCUGAAUUAUGCAAAUUUUAAUCAGCUGUUAAAUUGUAUUGCUGAGCGCUGAAUGCCAAAACGGGAAGCCAUGGAGCGUAUGUGGCGGUUAUGUGUCCAAAAUCUCUGGAUUGUCUCAGUAUUAUUUGUUGUUCGAUUAACAUCGUGCGAUGCGUUACGAACCUUUAUGAAAUCAACAUUUAUCUGCCCGAAACCGUUUGGAUCAUUUCCGGACCCCGAUUCUUGCGAAAGCUACUGGAUUUGUAAUAACAACAAUUCCAUUGCGGCAACGUGCAGCUUCGGCUUAAUCUAUAGCCAUGUCCUUCUGAAUUGCGACUGGGCAAGUCCGGAAAUUUGCACUAGAGUAAAUGGAAAAGUUGUGCGCAACUGGACACCGCCUCCCGCCCCGGUCUUCCAGUUUUCUUUUGAUAACACCCCCUCGCCGGUGCUCAACAACAACGACAACAACACCAUUUCGGCGCCGGAAGUGGCUUCGCCCAACUCGGUCACUCCUAUUCGUCUACUGAGCGCCAAGGAAAUCCUUGCCAAAUGGCAGGAAGCUCAGAGCGUAUCCCGCGUUCCCUCCCACAUCCUCGCCACCACAACUCCGGCCUACGUUCCACCGGUGACCGGACCGCCCGAUUACACCCUUUCCCGAACGUACACUUCCGCCCCCAAACAAACCUACACGGUGCAGCCGUUGGGCGAGAAGCCGCUGGCCUGUAAUGCCAAGAACUGUAAAUUACCGGACUGUUACUGUACGGCCAAGAAGAUUCCUGGCGGCCUUAAGGCCGAGAAUACGCCGCAGAUCGUCAUGGUGACCUUUGACGAUGCGGCCAACGGGAAUGCGGAGCUGCUGGAUUUAUUGUUCGCCGCCAAUCGGACGAACCCCAAUGGAUGCCCCAUAACCGGGACGUUCUUCCUCGCCAAUCCAGCGACGGAUUAUAAUGUGGUCAGGAAGUGGGCGAGACGAGGUCAUGAAGUGGCCUCGCAUUCGUUGACGCAUAAGGAUUUUGGCCGGUACAAGGAAAGUCAGUGGCAGGGUGAGAUUGUCGGUGAAGCCAAACUGACCGAACAGCUGGCUGGCGUGAAAGUGAGCGACAUUGUGGGGAUGCGGGCACCCUUCCUGGCCAUCGGCGGCAACACCAUGUUCCGGAUGCUAUGGAAGAACGGUUUCCUCUACGACUCCUCCAUACCAUCCUCGCAGCUAGACCCGCCCCUGUGGCCCUACACCCUGGACACCCAUUUGCCGCAGAAGUGCUUCCGCAAUUGUCCCACCGGCUACUAUCCCGGCUUAUGGGAGGUGCCUAUGACGGAUGUGUUGGACAUUAAUGGGAUGGCGUGCAGCAUGUACGAUGCCUGUACAUUUCCCGGUAAUCCCGAAGAGAUCACCGACGUCUUCUGGGACAAUUUCAUGCGGCAUUACAACAGCAACCGGGCGCCAUUCCUGUUGUCAGCCCAUCCCGCCUUUUAUUUCAACUCGCCCAGCCGGGUGGCGGGAAUGUUGGCCUUCAUGGACAAAGCCCUGCAGCUGGGCGAUGUGUGGUUUCUGUCGGUUAAGCAGACGCUCCAGUGGAUGCAAAAACCAACGGACAUAACCAAGUUGAAUGAUUUUAAGCCAUUUAAAUGUGGCUAGAUACCGUAACUUCAUCAUUCAUAAGCGUAAACAAAUAAAGCAUUUUCGUGGAAAGAUUCGAUGUGAACGGUUUAGUAAUAUAUAUGUUAAGUAUAUGUAAUUGCAUCACAGCUGCAUAAACAAAACAACAUUGUUCCGCAGUAAACGAACGCCAAACAUUAUGCUGCACGACACAUUGGCUUAGUUUUUC